Molecule: messenger RNA, 2241 nt
Organism: Arvicanthis niloticus (Nile rat)
Lineage: Eukaryota; Metazoa; Chordata; Mammalia; Rodentia; Muridae
Gene: Dynlt3
Product: dynein light chain Tctex-type 3
Biological process (GO): microtubule-based movement
Cellular component (GO): cytoplasm; cytoplasmic dynein complex
Molecular function (GO): dynein intermediate chain binding
Source: RefSeq, a predicted model, not a curated record
GUGGGGCCUCCCCAGAGGCCAGUAAGCAACUGAGGAGCUGGACCGAAAGUUUGCUCCGCCCCCGGGACGAAGAAAACCAUCAUGGAAGGGUACCAGCGGCCUUGCGACGAGGUUGGCUUCAAUGCUGAUGAGGCUCACAAUAUAGUCAAAGAGUGUGUUGAUGGAGUCUUGGGUGGUAAUGAUUACAAUCAAAAUAACAUUAACCAGUGGACCGCAAGUAUAGUGGAACAAUCCAUAGCACAUUUGGUCAAACUAGGAAAAGCUUACAAGUAUAUUGUGACCUGUGCAGUAGUCCAGAGGAGCCCAUACGGAUUUCACACAGCCAGCUCCUGCUUUUGGGAUACAAUAUCUGAUGGAACCUGUACCGUGAGAUGGGAGAACCGUACCAUGAACUGCAUCGUUAAUGUUUUUGCAGUUGCAAUUGUCCUAUAACCUGCAUCGUUAACGUUUUUGCAGUUGCAAUUGUCCUGUAACCUGUAAUGCACUAAAUGUGUUGGGUUAAGGCCAUUAACUUAAGUUUGUGAGUGUAUCCUUUCUAAAAAGAGUAACAAUUACUUAUUAAUGUGCUAGAUGACAAGUGUGCAAUAUGCUUCAAAGCUAUCAACAGAGAACUGAAUAUUGUAAGCAGAAGUCUAAUAGGAAGUUGGCAGAUUAUCUCAUAUUCUAUGCUGCAUCAUUUAAGGACAUAAAAUGUUAGCCAACAAUUAAUGCAGAGAUAUGGCUGACCUGAAAAUAGAAUCUUCUACUAAUACAAGCCUUUCACUGGCAUUAGGUUCCCACAAAGAUGGGGGAAUCUAUUUAGAUACUAACAUUAUCAUUAACUAGAAAACACAACAGGGAUAAAUAAAUAUAAGAACAAAAAACUACAAGAAGAAAUGCAGAGAAAAUGACAUGAAUUAGCUAAUACCUUUCUGGUUGAAGGUUUUUUCCUUUGUUGAAUUGUAUAUAGUAUAGUUCAUGGAAAGUAAAUUUCUCUGUCUCUCUGUCUCUCUGUCUCUCUCUGCCUCUCUCUCUCUCUCUCUCUCUCUCUCUCUCUCUCUCUCUCUCUCUCUCUCUCUCUCUCUCUCCACCCCCCCCAGCCCCAUUGUAGCUGCUGUGAACUAAGCAGUUUUGUUUUCCUGCAAACUGGCAAAUCCAUUGAUUUUUAAUGUCAGUUUCUUACAUUUUACACUUGAGAUGGAAUUAAAGAUGAUCAACCUAGUUAAGUAUAUGAUCAACAGUAUAUGACUCAGACAACUGCCUUACAAUCCAUUCCUUCCACGAGGGACGGAUAUAUACUGACUGUGUGCUCUGCAGGUUUCUCUGCCAGACAGAGAGCUCUUAACGUGGUGUUCACGUGUCAAGUUUGUUUUGGCAGCUGUUCAGUUGGAAAACCAGUGUUUAUGUUUGAAGGAGAACAAAAGAAAGAAAGGAAAAGAGCCUGACCAUCCAUGGAAAAUUAACCAGAAGGAAAGCACUAAUCGGUGACAGAAUUAUAGAUAUAGUUUUUAAGGGUUGCUUCCCACAAAGUAAUACAUCAAAUAUGCAACUCUUCCUUAAAGGCCUUAUUAGUAGUCUUAGCUAUACAAUAAUAAAUUUUAUCAUUGAAUUAAUUUCAACUAUGUGUGACUAAUUUAAAAUACUUGAGGUAGAAUUAGGACAAGUGGAGUAGAAUAAACAUUAAAAGUGAACAAUCAUUAGCAGGUUAUCUAAUAUCUCAGGGCUUAUGAAAUAUAGUUCAAUUUAUUAAAAUCAAAGAUAAAUAUUAGGAUACACAGCUCGCCACCAAAUGCAAAGUCAGUCUGCCAUUUAACCUAGAAAAUGAAAUCAAUUUCGCCUAUUACCAUCGUCACACAAUCUGUGUGAGCACUGGGAUCACAUGUCAUUGAAUUUUUAGGGUAAGGAAAAGUUUAGUAUUAAUGGAAACAACAUUAAGACAGGAUUCUUGUAUGAGGACUACGCACAUGGUUGACAUUUUACAGAAUAACUGUAAUGACAAGGAUGCAAAGAUAGGGUUUAAUGAGGUGACCUGUAGCUUUGGCACAUCCGGAGUUCUUUGUCAUUACCUUUAUGUUAUUUUAUGCUGCUGGCUCUUGUACCUCGGGAGAUUGUAACAGUGACCAAAUUAUCUGUGCAGUUAAGGCUUAUUCUUUGAUUAUUGUUGUUGAAGGCUCGUUUUAAAAUUAUCAAAUCAUACCUCGUGAGCUUGCUAUCUGCUGUUUCUAGUUAAAAAUAUAAUAAAGACUAUCUUAUUGUGCUGAA